AUGGUCAGAGAGCCUUCCAAAGCGACCGUAUCACGUGUGGAGGAGGGCAGUGAAGGGGUACCGUUGUCCGAUGCAGGGAAAAAAGAGCAAGAGAAAGUGGUUGAGCGUUUGCGAGAGGCGACCGGCGACGGCGACGACGGGUUACCUGAUCGUGGGCAACGUAAAAAGGAAGCGGGAGAUGGGGUGGACGGCUCAAAUGGGGAGAGAACGGCGGACAGCAACGGGGAGAUGGGAAAAGAGGACGGCGAUGGAGGCAAGGGGGAGAGCAGGGGUGAGGGUAACGGGGAAGGGAGCGAUGGACUGAAAGUGGGGACUGAUGUGAAGGAUGAGGGGAUGAGAGAGAAAGGGGACGGAGAUGGUCAGGGCGAGGAAAAACUUUCUGAGGCAACUCAGAUGUCAUCGGAGGGGCGGCAGGAUGAGAAUGUGGUGGUGGAGAGUGAGGGAGGGAGCCGAGGCGUAGGAGAGAAAGGGGAAGAGGAGAGGAAAGAGGAGAAGAGAGGGAUCGAGAUGGAGGAGGUGGAGAAGAAAGAGGGGAAGAGGGAGGAGGAGGAGAAGGAGAAGGAGAAGGAGAAGGAGAAGGAGAAGGAGAAGAAGGGGAAGGAGGAGGAGGAGACGGAGAAGAAGAUGAAGGGGAAAGAGAAGGAGGAGAAGGAGAAGGGGAAGGGGAAGGGGAAGAAUACCCGCGGACUGCGACCUGUACCACGGCACGUGGCAGCCAGACGCAACUUGAACCCCCUCGUUAUUUUUUCCCGCUCUUUGGUUGCCCAUGACCCGCCCCCUUCCCAGUCCCCGCGGACUGCGACCUGUACCAUGGCACUCCCCGCGGUCUGCGACCUGUACCACGGCACGUGGCAGCCAGACUUAGAACCGCCGCUCUACACCAACAACACGUGCGCCGCCAUCUCGCAGCACCAGAACUGCCAGGGCAACGGGCGGCCGGACAGUGGGUACGAGCGGUGGCGGUGGCGGCCGGGGGGGAGGGAGGAGUGCGGGGCGCUGCCGCGGUUUGAUGCGGUGGAGUUCAUGCACGUGAUGCGAGGGAAGAGCGUGCUAUUCGUUGGGGACUCUGUGGCAAGGAAUCACAUGGAAUCCCUGAUCUGCCUGCUGAGCCAGGUGGAGACCCCCCACCUGCGGGGCAGCAAGAGUCUGAUCCGAAUGGUCUUCCCGCGCGCCAAGCUCACCAUAGCGCGCAUCUGGUCCGCGUGGCUCGUCCACGAGUCCCCCGACCCUCCCCCCUCCGCGCUGCCCUCUGCGCCUGCGUCCCUUCCGCGCCUGCACCUGGACAGGACGGGGGAGAAGUGGUGGGGGGGUGUAGAGCGGUACGAUGUGGUGGUGCUGUGCACAGGGCACUGGUUUGUUAAGCCUGCGCUGUUUGUGGUGGGGGGACGCGUGGUGGGGUCGCAGGGCGGGUGGUGGGAGGCUCAUGGGAAGGAGGUGGAGGGAGGGGGAGGAGUGGGGAAUGGCGAGGAGACGAGAGCAGGAGGAGGAGGAGGAGGAGGGGGGGGGGGGGCGGGAGCGGGAGGGGGAGGAGGAGGAAAAAGUGGGAAAGAGAGCGGUUCUGAAGGCAGUGCGGAGCAGCUGGAAAGGAAGGGAGGUGAGAGUGGUGGGCAGGAGCAACAGAGGGAGCAGCGGAGACGGUUGGAGGGAAGGAUUGCAAAUGAGGAUACACAGUCUUCAGUUGAAAACAGACCCGCCAGUAGCAGAUGGAUCCAGGAUAUACAGGUUCCUCUGAACAACACUGCUGCGUUCUCAAUUGCCAUUCGGACCGUCUUUGCGGAUGUGGCUGCGGCUGUCAAGGCGAACCCGAAGCAGCUGUUUGUCUUCCGAACCUACUCCCCGGACCACUACGAGGGCGGGCAGUGGAACACCGGAGGCUCGUGCGCAGGCCUGGCCGAGCCUCGCGGCAGCGGCUACACCUACGAGAACACGUACGGAAACGCGAUUUAUAACGAGCAGAGGGCAGCUUAUAACGAGGCUAUGGAGGGCCUGGGAGAAGACUACAAGUGGCGGUUUGGCCUGAUGGACAUAAUGCCGAGUGCGGGGGUGAGAGUUGACGGGCAUCCGGGGCCGUACAGAGGGCUGAACAGUGUUGCCGAGCUGGAGAAGCGCAGGCAGGAGGAGAAAGAGGCCAGGUAUCCUCCCCCGCAGGACUGCCUGCACUGGUGCCUGCCGGGGCCUGUGGACUCGUGGAAUGUGUUUCUGCUGCAGCUGGUUAAACGGCAUAGGGUGAUGGGGCAGGCAGGGACGUAG
Molecule: messenger RNA, 2250 nt
Organism: Closterium sp. Naga37s-1
Lineage: Eukaryota; Viridiplantae; Streptophyta; Zygnematophyceae; Desmidiales; Closteriaceae
Source: the annotation of a GenBank genome assembly